AGCUUCUCUUCACUUCUCUGGUAAGUGUUGUCGACAACGUAAUAAACUCUAAUUAUUGUUCUCAGAUCGCAUUCCCACAAAUUACUUCGUCCACAAUCUUGAUUUCACGCUCACCUUCGCAUCACCUAACAAAUUUGAAACGUUAGGGAUUGAAAUUGAGUUCUUCUGAGCAAAAUUUGUUCUUAUCACCGACACAACAGAAAUGGUUUAUCACUCUAGUUUUGUGAAUGAAGAUGGAGUGGAUAGAGCUUGUGGGUGCCCUCUUCUUCCUCUGAAGAGCCACAUUAAGGGACCUGCUCCUGUUUCAGAUCAAGACACAACUGAUAUCGUGGAUGAAGCCAUCACCUUCUUUAGGGCCAAUGUGUUCUUCAGAAACUUUGACAUUAAGAGUCCCGCGGAUAAGCUUCUCAUAUACUUGACCUUUUACAUCAACGUUGCUCUCAAGAGGCUUGAAGGUUGCAGGACCUUGGCUGAAGGAACCAAGGCAAUCAUCAACUUGGGCCUCGAAAAGGUUCCUGUCCCCGGCGAGUCUGGCUUUCCAUUUCCUGGCCUUUUCCCCCUUCCUCAAUCACAAAAGGAAACAGAAUUAUUCAGAAAUUAUUUGAAGCAGAUAAGGGAAGAAACAAGUGGGAGGUUAUUGAGCGUUGCAUACAGACCUAAUGGCACUCCAAAUAAAUGGUGGUUGGCAUUUGCAAAGAGGAAAUUUAUGAAUAUAAUCAUCCCUUGAAGUGUUGUGGAGAACAUGCAAUUCUUGAACCAUAGAUUAUAUUGUGAAAAAUACACUAAAACAUUGUUGAUCUGCCAAUAAUGAAAAUAUUACAUGAUUAGAAACAAUUUUUUUUAUUUA
Molecule: messenger RNA, 847 nt
Organism: Cajanus cajan (pigeon pea)
Lineage: Eukaryota; Viridiplantae; Streptophyta; Magnoliopsida; Fabales; Fabaceae
Gene: ARPC3
Product: actin-related protein C3
Biological process (GO): Arp2/3 complex-mediated actin nucleation; regulation of actin filament polymerization
Cellular component (GO): Arp2/3 protein complex; cytoskeleton
Source: RefSeq, a predicted model, not a curated record